AUGCAUCCAAAUUCUGCGCAGGGAGAAGCAGAUGUGCAAAGAAUUAUUAAUUUUUUUCUGAAGCAGCACAACAGUGACCCUCAGUUGACACUUGGGGUUAUUCCACGCGGACCAUUUACAAGAACAGUGACGUUGGAAAACCGAAAACUCAAAACGGAAGCUGGGUUUCCGGUGAGUCAGCGCAGGCAGUGCUCAAUAGAAGAGCCCCUUUUACAGUGAAAACCGAAGGAUUUCCUCAACGGAGACACAGACAGUACAGUGGUACCUCGGGUUAAGAACUUAAUUCGUUCUGGGGGUCCAUUCUUAACCUGAAACUGUUCUUAACCUGAGACACCACUUUAGCUAAUGGGGCCUCCUGCUGCUGCCGCGCCACCAGAGCACGAUGUCUCUUCUCAUUCUGAAGCAAAGUUCUUAACCCGAGGUACUAUUUCUGCGUUAGCGGAGUCUGUAACCUGAAGCGCCUGUAACCUGAGGUACCACUGUUUUGUGCCUCCGUCGUUUUGGUAAGCAGCUGUUCUACUUGUCUCUGAUAUAUCCUCUUUUACUUGCAAUGUUAUUGUUUUAUGUUGCUCUGAUGUUCUCUCUUAUAAUAAUAUCUGAUAAACCACAUAAUGGGAUCCCAGCAGAACCUUGCAAGGGGAAGUCGGAGGGUGCCUGGCUGCUAGGAACAAGGGGAGGCAAGGUCUCCCCCCCAGAUGCCAGCACCCUAACCCUCACCCUAGCCCUAAACUUAGCCCUAGUCCUAGCCCUAACUUUAAACAUAAACCUUGUUUAGUCGUUUAGUCAUGUCCGCCUCUUCGUGACCCCCUGGACCAGAGCACGCCAGGCACUCCUGUCUUCCACUGCCUCCAGCAGUUUGGUCAAACUCACGUUAGUAGCUUUGAGAACACUGUCCAGCCAUCUCGUCCUCUGUCGUCCCCUUCUCCUUGUGCCCUCCAUCUUUCCCAACAUCAGGGUCUUUUCCAGGGAGUCUUCUCUUCCCAUGAGGUGGUCAAAGUAUUGGGAGUCUCAGCUUCACGAUCUGUCCUUCCAGUGAGCACUCAGGGCUGAUUUCCUUCAGAAUGGAGAGGUUUGAUCUUCUUGCAGUCCACGGGACUCUCCAGAGUCUCUAACCCACUGGCGGAGGAAGGGGGUGCUGGAGCCACACCACAUCCCGCCCGCGACUCGGACUCCCUCGCUUCCCGCGAGCCGUCGGGGGAAGGGGGGGAGCUGCUGCGCUGCUUUGCCGGUUCCUUCCUCUCCCCUUCCCGCUCCCUGCCUCCUUCCCGCCCUCUUCUCUGCCUCCUCCAGCCGGGAGCGCGGCGCAGCAGCUCCCCGCUUCCUCUGGCGGCUGGCGGGAGUCCAGGGCGCCGUUGCCCCGCGCUCCCGGCUGCAGGAGGCAGGCAGGCAGGGGAGAGCAAGGACGAGGGAUCGGCGGGUGCGCGCGCACGGCUAUCCCGCGCCUGGGAGGGCACCCUCCGCGCCCCUCGGGAACGCGCCCGCCUUGGGCACCGAGGGCAUAUCCUCCGCCACUGCUCUAACCCUAAACCUUACCCUAAACGUAGCCCUAGCCCCAGCCCUAACUUUAAACACAAACCUUAAUCUAACUCUAAGCAUUCUUCUUCUCCUUCUCCUUCUCCUUCUCCUCCUCCUCCUCCUCCUCCUCCUUCCUCCUCUUCUUCUUCUUCUUCUUUGGCCAUCACUCGUAGCUGAUUGUGGGGAGUUUCCCUUCCACAAAGUGUAGGAUCAUGGCAAUGAAAAUAAUGAAUAGAGUUGGGGCAAUAACACAACCCUGUUUAACACCUGAUCCCACUGGGAAUGGUUCACUUUGAGAGCCAUUGUUAUCUGCGAUUGUUGCUGUCAUCUGAUCAUGGAGGAGCCGAAUGGUGUUCACAAAUUUACCUGGGCAGCCAAUUUUCAGAAGGACAGUCCACAGGGCAUUAAUGAUUUACAGUGCCGAAAGCCUUAGGUCAAUAAAUGCUGUAUACAGGGGUUGGUUUUGCUCUCUGCGUUUUCCCCUGCACCGCUGUUGAGUGGUGAAAAUCACGUCCACUGUCCCCAAGAAGGUCAAAACCAUUUUGGGAUUCAGGAAGGGCACCUCGGAUAUUGGUAAGAGACGGUUUGCUAAGAUCCUUGAAAGAAUUUUGCCAGCCACAGCUAAUAGAGAGAUGCCUUGAUAGUUUCCACAAUCAAUUCUGUCAACUUUUUUUUUAAGAGCUUGAUAAUUUUGGCAUCCCUAAAGUUUGUUGGGAUCUCUUCUCCCUCCCAAAUUUUUUCGAUGAGCUUGUGAAGUUGUGUAAGUUCAAUUCCACCCACUUUGAAGACUUUGGCAGGUAUACCAUCAGGUCUGCUGGCUUUGUUGUUUUUCCUUUGGUUAAUAGCUGUACAUAACUCUCCCAGAUUUGGAGAUACUGCAAGCGCAUCUCUAACUUUUUUUUGUGGAAUCUAUGAGAGGACCUCAGCAGCUAUGGGGAACUGCUGUUAAGGAGAUGUUGGUAAUGUUCUUUCCAUCACAGUGCAAUAGCUUCUUUAUCUAUAGAGGUUGAAUCCUGACAAGACAGAAGUACUGUUUUGGGGGGACAGGAGGUGGGCAGUUGUGGAGGACUCUCUGGUCCUGAAUGGGUUAACUGUGCCCCUGAAGGACCAGGUGAGGAGUCUGGGAGUCAUUUUGGACUCGCAGCUGUCCAUGGAGGCACAGGUCAAUUCUGUGUUCAGGGCAGCUGUUUACCAGCUCCACCUGGUACGCAGGCUGAGACCCUACCUGCCCGCAGACUGUCUCACCAGAGUGGUGCAUGCUCUGGUUAUCUCCCACUUGGACUACUGCAAUGCGCUUUACGUGGGGCUACCUUUGAAGGUGACCCGGAAACUACAACUAAUCCAGAAUGCGGCAGCUAGACUGGUGACUGGGAGUGGCCGCCGAGACCACAUAACACUGGUCUUGAAAGACCUACAUUGGCUCCCAGUAUGUUUCUGAGCACAAUUCAAAGUGUUGGUGCUGACCUUUAAAGCCCUAAACGGCAUCGGUCCAGUAUACCUGAAGGAGCAUCUCUACCCCCAUUGUUCUGCCCAGACACCGAGGUCCAGCGCCGAGGGCCUUCUGGCGGUUCCCUCACUGCAAGAAGCCAAGUUACAGGGAACCAGGCAGAGGGCCUUCUCGGUAGUGGCACCUGCCCUGUGGAACGCCCUCCCACCAGAUGUCGAAGAGAACAACUAUCAGACUUUUAGAAGGCAUCUGAAGGCAGACCUGCUUAGGGAAGCUUUUAAUGCUUGAUGGACUGCUGUAUUUUAAUAUUUUGUUAGAAGCCACUCAGAGUGGCUGGGGAAACCCAGCUAGAUGGGCAGGGUAUAAAUGAAUUACUAUUAUUAUUAUUAUUAUUAUUAUUAUUAUUAUUAUUAUCACACUGGUACCUUGGGUUCAGAACUUAAUUCGUUCCAGAGGUCCGUUCUUAACCUGAAACUGUUCUCAACAUGAGGUACCACUUUAGCUAAUGGGACCUCCCGCUGCCUCCGCAGCAAAGUUCUUAACCCAAGGUACUAUUUCUGGGUUAGCGGAGUCUGUAACCUGAAGCGUCUGUAAUCCGAGGUACCACUGUAUUAUCUUUUAGAAGUGUGGUACCGUCUGCUGAGCCUAGGGGGCAUAUGUCAUUAUUUAUUGGCCCAUAGAUGGUCUUUGUGGCUUUAAAGAAACUCGGUCUAUCAUGAGUGUUGGCUAAAUGCUGGAUCUCUUAAGCUUUUUUUAAUCCACCAGGUGUUUUUAGUUCUCUGGUUCUUCUUUGAACCUCAGCCUUAGUGUUGGCAUAGGGUUUUUUUCUUAGUGGCACAGUUUCUGUCUCUUUGCCAGAUCUGAAAGGCCUUCCUUUUCUUGUCAAUCAUGCGUUCCAUCCUACUGUCUUUCUCAUCAAACGACUCCUGGUGUUUCUUGGUUUGGUAUCCAAAAGUUUGUUCAAAGGCUGCAAUAAUGGAUGUUUUUAGCUUGGUCCAGUGUUCCUUUAUCAGGGAAUUCUGAAGGCAGAUGCUCCUUUAGAGUCGUUUGGAAGCAAUCCCACUUAAUGGGAUCUUGAAGGGCUUGUGUGUUCAUUUUGCACCUUGGUUUCCUUCCUUGAAGCCUGCAUUGAGGUAUAAUCUUGAUAGCCAUCAUGGAGCGUGUUAGUCUGUGAUCUGUCCAGCAUUCGUCAUAGCUCUGGUAAGAAGCACAUCACGGCCAUCUUUAGCACGGACAUUAACAUAGUCCAAGAGGUGCCAGUGGUUUGAUCAAGGGUGCCUCCAUGAAGUUUUAAAUUUAUUUUUCUGUCGAAAGAGUGUGUUGGUAAUAACAAGGUUGUGCGCUGAACAUAUCAAUCAAAAGUAAGAUUCUGUUCUGAUUGCUGUUGCCAAUUCCUUCUUUCCCAAUAGUCCCAGGCUAUUAAAUAGAAUAGAAUACAAGAGAACAAAAUACAACAAUAUAGAAUAGAAUAGAAUAGAAUAGAAUAGAAUAGAAUAGAAUAGAAUAAUUCAAUAAACUAAAAGAGAAUAGAAUAGAACAGAAUUUAAAUUGAAUUACAUUACAUUACAUUAAAUAGAAUAAUAGAAUAAAAUAAAAUAGAUUAAAAUUAAAUAGAAUAGAAUAAAAGAGAAUAAAAAAUAGAACAGAACAGAAUAGAAUAGAUUAAAAUUAAAUAGAAUAGAAUAGAAUAGAACAAAAUAGAAGAGAAUAACAUAGAAUGGAAUGGAAUAGAAUAGAAUAAUAGAUUAAAAUUAAAUAGAAUAUAAUAAAAGAGAACAGAACAGAAUAGAAUAGAAUAGGAAUAGAAUAGAAUAGAUUAAAAUUAUAAUAGAAUAAAAGAGAACAAAAUAGGAACAGGAUAGGAUAGGUUGGUAGGAUAGAAUUAAAUUGAAUAGAAUAACAUAAAAUAGAAUAGAAUUAAAAUAAAAUAUAGAAUAGAGUAGAUUAAAAUUAAAUAGAAUAGAAUAUAUUAAAAUAUAUAUAUUAGAAUCGAUUAAAAUAGAACAAAAUAGAACAGAACAGAAUAGAAUAGAAUAGAUUUAAAUUAAGUAAUAGAAUAGAUUAAAAUUAUAAUAGAAUAAAAUAGAACAAAAUAGAAUAGAAUAGAAUAUAAAACAGAAUAGAUUAAAAUUAAAUAGAAUAAAAUAGAUUAAAAUCAAGCAGAAUAGAACAAAAUAGAAAAGAACAGAACAGAAUAGAAUAGAAUAGAAUAAUUGAAUAAACUAUAAUAGAGUAGGAUAGAAUAGAAUAGAACAGAAUUAUAUUAAAUCAAAUCAAAUCAAAUAAUAGGAUAGAAUAGAAUAGAAUAGCUUAAAAUUAAAUAGAAUAGAAUAAAAGAGAAUAGUACAAAUUAGAAUAGAAUUAAAUUAGAUUAGAUUAAAUAAUAGAAUAGAAUAGCUUAAAAUUAUAGUAGAAUAAAAGAGAAUAAAAGAAUAGAAUAGGAUAGGCUAAAAUAGGCUAAAAUAGAAUAGAUCAAAAUUAAAUACAAUACAAUAGAAGAGAAGACAAUAAAAUAUAACAUAACAAAAUAGAUUAGGAAUAGAAUAGAAUAACAUAGAAUAGAAUAGAUUAAAAUUAAAUAGAAUAGAAUAACAUAGAAUAGAAUAGAAUAGAAUAGAAUAGAAUAGAAUUAAAUUAAAUUAAAUUAAAUUAAAUUAAAUUAAAUAGAAUAAUAGAAUAAAGUAAAAUAAAAUAGAUUAAAAUUAGACUAGAAUAAAAGAGAAUAAAAUGGAACAAAAGAGAAUAGAAUAGGAUAGAAAAGAAGAGAAGAGAAGAGAAUUAAAUUAAAUUAAAUUAAAUUAGAAUAGAAUAGAAUAGGAUAGAAUAGAAUAGAUUAAAAUUAAUUAGAAUAGAAUAAAAAAGAACUAAAUAGAAUAAAAUAGAACUAAAUAGAAUAGAAUAGAUUAAAAUGAAAUAGAAUAGAAUAGAAUUAGAUUCAAUUAAAUUAAAGAAUACGAUAGGAUAGAAUAGAAUAGAUUAAAAUUGCUGUAUUUUUCGCUCCAUAAGACACACAUUUUCCCUCCUAAAAAGUAAGGGGAGAUGUGUGUGCGUCUUAUGAAGUGAAUGCAGGGGGGAGGCAGGCAGGAAAAGCCCCCAAGAGCCGCACACAAGCUCCGCGUGGCUCUUGCAGGCUUUUCCCCAGGAGGGAGAAGGGACUGAUGCAGCCAGUUAUUCCCUUCUCCCUCCUCGUAGAAAAGCCCGCAGGAGCUGCGUGCUCCUUAAAGGGUGCACUGCUCCUGUGGGCUUUUGCGGGAGGUGGGGGAAUUGCCAUAGCCCCGCGCGGCCGUAGGGGCUGCAUGCGGCUAAAGAAGCCAAGACAGCGAGUGGCUAUGGGACAACGGAUGGAUCCCGCUCGCUAUCUUGGUUUCUUUGCUCUUUGGGGCUGGGGGGGGAGAUUUGUUUUCUUGAUUUCCCCCUCUAAAAACUAGGUGCGCCUUAUGGUCCGGUGUGCCUUAUGGAGUGAAAAAUACAGUAAAUAGAAUAGAAUGAAAGAGAAGAUAAGAGAAUAAAAGAGAUGGAAUGGAAUAUAAUGGAAUGGAAUAUUAUAGAAUUAAAUUAAAUUAAAUUAAAUUAUUAAAUUAAAUAAAAUUAAAUUAUUAAAUUAAAUAAUAGAAUAGAACAGAUUAAAAUUAAAUAGAAUAGAAUAGAAUAAAAGAGAACAAAAUAGAAUAAAACAGAACAAAAUAGAACAGAAUAGAAUAGAAUAGAUUAAAAUUAAAUAGAAUAGGAUAAAAGAGAAUAAAAUAGAAGAGGAGAAUGAAAUAGAACCAAAUAGAAUAGAAUAGAAUAGAAUAGAAUAGAAUAGAAUAAAUCAGAUUAAAAUUAAAUAGAAUAGGAAUAGAAGACAAGAGAAGAGAAGAGAAUAAAAUAACAUAAAAUAGAAUGGAAGGGAAUAGAAUAGAACAGAAUUAAAUUAAAUUACCGGUAAAUUAUAGAAUAGAAUAGAUCAAAAUUAAAUAGAAUAGAAUAAAACAGAAUAGAAUAACAUGGAAUAGAAUGGAAUAAAUAGAAUAGAAUAGAAUUAAAUUAAAUUAAAUUAAAUAAUAGGAAAGGAAAGGAAAGGAUAGGAUAGGUUAAAUUGCAUAGAAUAGGAUAGGAUAGGAUAGGAUAAAAUUUGAUAGAACAGAAUAGAAUUUAAAUUAAAUUAAAUUAAAUAGAAUAAUAGAAUAAAGUAAAAUUAAACAGAUUAAAAUUAGAAUAAAAUAAAAGAGAAUAGGUUAGGAUAGAAUAGAAUAGAUUAAAAUGAAAUUAAAUAGAAUAGAAUAAAAUGAAUAACAUGAAAUAGAAUAGAAUGGAAUAGAAUAGAAUAGAAUAGAAUUUAAUAAUAGGAUAGGAUAGGAUAGAGUAGAAUAGAAUAGAUUAAAAUUAAAUAGAAUAAACUAGAAUAAAAGAGAACAAAAUAGAAUAGAUUAAAAUAUAAUAGAGUAGAAUAAUGAACAAAAUAGAAUAGAAUAAAAUAGAACCGAAUAGAAUAGAAUAGAUAGGAGAGAAGAGAAGAGAAGAGAAGAGAAGAGAAGAGAAGAAAAUAACAUAAAAUAGAAUGGAAUAGAAUUAAAUUAAAUUAAAUAAUAGAAUAGAAUAGAAUUAAAUAGAAUAGAAUAAAAGAGAACAUAAUAGAAGAGAAGAGAAUGAAAUAGAAUCAAAUAGAAUAGAAUAAAACGGAAUAGAACAGAUUAAAAUUAAAUAGAAGAGAAGAGAAUAACAUAAAAUAGAAUGGAAUGGAAUGGAAUGGAAUGGAAUAGAAUAGAAUUAAAUUAAAUUACCGGUAAAUUAUAGAAUAGAAUAGAAUAGAUUAAAAUUAUAACAGAAUAAAAGAGAAUGAAAUAGAAAAAGAUAUUACAAAAUAAGAUAGGAUAGGAUAGGAUAAAAUAGAAUAGAAUAGAUUAAAAUUAAAUAGAAUAGAAUAGAAUUUAAAUUAAAUUAAAUAGAUUAAUAGAAUAAAGUAAAAUAAAACAGAUUAAAAUUAGAAUAAAAUAAAAGAGAAUAGGAUAGGAUAGAAGAGAAUAGAUUAAAAUUAAAUAAUAGAAUAGAAUAGAAUAGAAUAACAUAAUAGAAUAGAAUAGAAUAGAAUAGGAUAGGAUAGGAUGAAAUAGAAUUGAAUAGUAUUAAAUUAAAUUAAAGAACAGAAUAGAGUAGAAUAGAAUAGAUUAAAAUUAAAUAGAAUAGAAUAGAAUAAAAGAGAAAAAAGAGAACAAAAUAGAAGAGAAGAGAAUAAAAUACACAAGAAUAGAAUACAAUAGAAUACAUUAAAAUAGAAUAGAAUAGAAUAAAAGAGAACAAAAUAGAGUAGAAUAGAAUAAAAGUGAACAAAAUAGAAUAAAAUAGAACUGAAUAGAAGAGAAUAGAACAAAAUAGAAUAGAAUAGAUUAAAAUUAAACUGAAUAGAAUAGAACAAACGAUAACAAAAUAGAAUAGAACCAAAUAAAAAAAAUAAAAUAAAAUAAAAUAAAAUAGAACAAAAUAUAAGAGAAGAGAAGAGAAUAACAUAAAAUAGAAUGGAAAAGAAUAGAAUUAAAUUAAAUUAAAUUACCGGUAAAUUAUAGAAUAGAAUAGGUUAAAAUUAUAAUAGAAUAAAAAGAAAGUGAAACAGAAUAAAAUAUUACAAAAUAGGAUAGGAUAGGGUAAAAUAGAACAUAAUAGAUUAAAAUUAAAUAGAAUAGAAUAGAAUUUAAAUUAAAUUAAAUUAAAUAGAAUAAUAGAAUCAAGUAAAAUAAAACAGAUUAAAUUAGAAUAAAAUAAAAGAGAAUAGGAUAGAAUAGAAUAGAAUUAAAUUAAAUUAAAUUAAAUUAUAGGAUAGGAUAGGAUAGCAAAAAAAUGGAUAGAAUAGAAUAGAAUUAAAUUAAAUUAAAUUAAAUAAUAGGAUAGGAUAGGAUAAAAUAGAAUUGAAUAGAAUAGAAUAGAAUUAAAUUAAAUUAAAGAACAGAAUAGAGUAGAAUAGAAUAGAUUAAAAUUAUAUAGAAUAGAAUAAAAGAGAACAAAAUAGAAUGGAAGAGAACAAAAUAGAACAGAAUAAAACAGGAUAGAACAGAACAGAAUAGAAUAGAUAAAAAUUAAAUAGAACAGAAUAAAAGAGAACAAAAUAGAAUAGAACAGAUUAAAAUUAAAUAGAAUAGAAUAGAACAAAAGAUAACAAAAUAGAAUAGACUAGAUUAAAAUAGAAUAGAAUACAAUAAAAGUGAACAAAAUAGAAUAAAAUAGAACCGAAUAGAAGAGAAGAAAAGAGAAUAACAUAAAAUAGAAUGGAAUAGAAAAGAAUAGAAUUAAAUUAAAUUACCGGUAAAUUAUAGAAUAGAAUAGAAUAGAAUAGAAUAGAAUAGAAUAGAAUAGAAUUUAAAUUAAAUUAAAUUAAAUUAAAUUAAAUUAAAUUAAAUUAAAUUAAAUUAAAUUAAAUUGAAUAAUAGAAUCAAGUGAAAUGAAACAGAUUAAAAUUAGAAUAAAAUAAAAGAGAAUAAAAUAGGAUAGAAUAGAAUAGAUUGAAAUUAAAUAGAAUAGAAUAUAAGAGAAUAGAAUAACAUGAAAUAGAAUAGAAUAGAAUAGAAUUAAAUUAAAUUAAAUUAAAUUAAAUUAAAUUAAAUUAUAGAAUAGGAUAGGAUAGGAUAAAAUUGGAUAGAAUUAAAUUAAAUUGAAUUAAAUUAUAGGAUAGGAUAGGAUAGGAUAGGAUAGGAUAGCAUAAAAUAGAAUUGAAUAGAAGUAAAUAUAAUUAAAGAACAGAAUAGAGUAGAGUAGAGUAGAGUAGAGUAGAAUAGAAUAGAUUAAAAUUAAAGAGAAUAGAAUAGAAUAAAGAGAAGAAAAUAGAAUAAAAUAGAACAAAAUAGAAGAGAAUAAAAUAGACUAGAACAGAAUACAAUAGAAUAGAUAAAAAUUAAAUAGAAUAGAAUAAAAGAGAACAAAAUAGGAGAGAAAAAUAAAAUAGAUUAGGAAUAGAAUAGGAUAAAAUAGAAUAGAACAGAUUAAAAUUAAAUAGAAUAGAAUAGAACAAAAGAUAACAAAAUAGAAUAAAAUAGAACAAAAUAGAACAAAAUAAAAGAGAAGAGAAUAAAAUAGAACCAAAUAGACUAGAAUAAAAUACGGUAGAAUAGAUUAAAAUAGAAUAGAAUAAAAGAGAACAAAAUAGAAUAGACUAGACUAAAAUAGAAUAAACGUGAACACAAUAGGUAAAAUAGAACCGAAUAGAAGAGAACAAAAUAGAAUAGAUUAAAAUUAAAUUGAAUUGAAUAGAACAAAUGAUAACAAAAUAGAAUAACGAUAACAAAACAGAACUGAGUAGAAUUAAAGAGAAUUAAAUAAAAUAGAACAAAAUGGAAGAGAAGAGAAGAGAAGAGAAUAACAUAAAAUAGAAUGGAAUAGAAUAGAAUAGAUUUAAAUAAAAUAAAAUUAAAGAAUAGAAUAGAAUAGAAUAGAGCAGAUUAAAAUUAAAUAGAAUAGGAACAGAAUAGGAUAGGAUAGGAAAGGAUAUAAUAGAAUAAAAUAAAAUAACAUAACAUAAAAUAACAUAAAAUGGAAUGGAAUAUAAUAGAAUAAAAUAAAAUUAUAUAAUAGAAAGUAAUAGAAUAAAAUUGAUUAAAAUUAAAUAAAAUAGGAAGAGAAUAACAUAACAUAACAUAACAUAACAUAACAUAACAUAACAUAACAUAACAUAACAUAACAUAACAACAUAGAAUGGAAUAGAAUAGAAUUAAAAUAAUUAAAUUAUAGGAUAGAACAAAAUAGAAGAGAAGAGAAUAAAAUAGACCAAAUAGAAAAGAUUAAAAUUAAAUAGAGUAGAAUAAAAGAGAACAAAAUAGAAUAGAAUAAAUUAAAAUUAAAUAGAAAAAAAGAGAACAAAAGAUAACAAAAUAGAAUAAAAGAGAACAAAAUAGAAUAGAAUAGAUUAAAAUUAAAUAGAAUAAAAUAAAAUAGAACAAAAUAGAAGAGAAAAGAAUAAAAUAGAAUAAAAUAGAACCAAAUAGAAUAGAAUAGAAUAGAAUAGAAUAGAUUAAACUUGAAUUGAAUAGAAUAGAAUAAAAGAGAACAAAAUAUAAUAGAGAAGAGAAGAGAAGAGAAUAGAUUAAAAUUAAAUAGGAAUAGAAUAGAAUAGAAUGGAAUAGAAUAGAAUAGAUACAUUAUUCUAUGGAACAGGUCAUUUUAGUUUAUUUUUUGAGGGGGCAGAGGACGUGGCACAGGAAGCCACAGAAAAUGGGACCAGCACCUCCCCUUCUAAACAGCCAAUCAUCCAUUCCCACAUCUCUUCUGAGGAAUACCCCGCCCCAUCCUCUCCCUAUAUAUAGAAGGGUCUGGUGACUUCUCUUUCAGUGUAUCUGAAGAAGUGUGCGUGCACAAGAAAGCUCAUACCACUAACAAACUUAGUUGGUGAAAACUGAAGGAUUUUUUCAAACGAGACCGGGUUUCUGGAGAUUCAACCACGACCAGACUAGUUAGAACAACUGCCUUUAAAAAUUGGAAACUGAAGGAUUUCUUCAACGGGUGAAAACUGAAGGAUUUUUUCAAACGAGACCGGGUUUCUGGAGAUUCAACCACGACCAGACUAGUUAGAACAACUGCCUUUAAAAAUUGGAAACUGAAGGAUUUCUUCAACGGGGUGAAAACGGAAGGAUUUUUUCAAACGAGACCGGGUUUCUGGAGAUUCAACCACGACCAGACUAGUUAGAACAACUGCCUUUAAAAAUUGGAGACUGGACGAGUUCUUCAACGGGGUGAAAACGGAAGGAUUUUUUCAAACGAGACCGGGUUUCUGGAGAUUCAACCACGACCAGACUAGUUAGAACAACUGCCUUUAAAAAUUGGAAACUGAAGGAUUUCUUCAACGGGGUGAAAACGGAAGGAUUUUUUCAAACGAGACCGGGUUUCUGGAGAUUCAACCACGACCAGACUAGUUAGAACAACUGCCUUUAAAAAUUGGAAACUGAAGGAUUUCUUCAACGGGGUGAAAACGGAAGGAUUUUUUCAAACGAGACCAGGUUUCUGGAGAUUCAACCACGACCAGACUAGUUAGAACAACUGCCUUUAAAAAUUGGAAACUGAAGGAUUUCUUCAACGGGGUGAAAACGGAAGGAUUUUUUCAAACGAGACCAGGUUUCUGGAGAUUCAACCACGACCAGACUAGUUAGAACAACUGCCUUUAAAAAUUGGAAACUGAAGGAUUUCUUCAACGGGGUGGAAACUGAAGGAUUUAUUCAACAGAACCCGAACGCGAUACAAAAGCUGUGUUUACAGUGAAAACCAAAGGAUUUCUUCAACGGAGACCGUAAAUAUUACAACAACCACAUAUUUAAAGUGAUAACUGAAGGAUUUCUUGAACGGAGAUCGGGUUUCUGGUGAGUCAACCACGACCAGACUAGUUAGAACAACCGCCUUUAAAAAUUGGAAACUGAAGGAUUUCUUCAACAGAAACCGAACUCGAUACAAAAGCCGCGUUUAGAGUUGAAACCAAAGGAUUUCAUCGAGACGCAGACAGCAACACCAUAUUGUGCCUCCGUCAUUUUGGUCAGCGGCUCUUGUACUUGUCUCUGAUCCAUCCUCUUUGACCCGCAAUGUUAUUGUUUUAUGUUGCUCUGAUCUUCUCUCUUAUUAUACUAUCUGAUACACCACAUAUUGGGAUGCCUGCAGAACCUUGCAAUGGGAAGUCGGAGGAUGCCUUGCUGCUAGGAACAAGGGGAGGCAACGUCUCCCUUCCAGAUGCCAGCACCCCAACCCCAAUCCUCACACUAACCGCCAUCCUAACCCUAAACUUAGACCUAGCCCAAGCCCUAGCCCUAACCCUAGCCCUAGCCCUAGCCCUAGCCCUAGCCCUAGCCCUAGCCCUAGCCCUAGCCCUAGCCCUAGCCCUAGCCCUAGCCCUAGCCCUAGCCCUAGCCCUAGCCCUAGCCCUUGCCCUAGCCCUAGCCCUAGCCCUAGCCCUAGCCCUUGCCCUUGCCCUAGCCCUUGCCCUAGCCCUAGCCCUAGCCCUAGCCCUAGCCCUAGCCCUAGCCCUUGCCCUAGCCCUAGCCCUAGCCCUAGCCCUAGCCCUAGCCCUAGCCCUAGCCCUAGCCCUAGCCCUAGCCCUAGCCCUAGCCCUAGCCCUAGCCCUAGCCCUAGCCCUAGCCCUAGCCCAAGCCUUAGCCCGAGCGUUAGCCCAAGCCUUAGCCCGAGCUCAAGCCUUAGCUCAAGCCUUAGCCCGAGCCUUAGCCCAAGCCUUAGCUCAAGCCUUAGCCCAAGCCUUAGCCCAAGCCUUAGCUCAAGCCUUAGCCCAAGCCUUAGCCGGAGCCUUAGCCGAAGCCUUAGCCCAAGCCUUAGCCCGAGCCUUAGACGGAGCCUUAGCCCAAGCCUUAGCCGAAGCCUUAGCCGGAGCCUUAGCCCAAGCCUUAGCCCGAGCCUUAGACGGAGCCUUAGCCCAAGCCUUAGCCCAAGCCCAAGCCCCAACCCUAACCCUAUCCCGAACCCUAACUCUAUCCCCAACACUAACACUAACACUAACACUAACCCUUAUCCCAACCUUAACACUUACCCCAACCCCCACUCUCACCCUAAACCCCACAAUAACUCUAGAUUUAGCCCGAGAACAAACUGUAAUCCUCAAAUUAAUCUGUACAAACUGUAAUCCUCAGAUUAAUCUAAUGCUAUACCUAAACCCAUACCUAGCCCUAAACCUACACACAUUCUAACACAAGGAAAUCCUAGUGGCAGAUUUCAGCAUUCCCUUUGAGAACAGAAAGACAGCCCAAGUCAUGAAGCAUCAAGAUGUCAGAGAGAGAUAUUAGAAGAUAAUACUAAAUUAUUGUCAGAAAUGUAUAAUCUGCUCCUGGAAUGGGACACCAAAGAGGAACAGGUCAAAUCUGUUAUGAUAAAAUGGGCAAAAGAUGUGGGACACAAUAUCAGACCUGCCGGGGCCCGGUCUGAAACUCAGGUGAAAGUGGGGGCACAAAAAAAUCUCUCCCUCCCACAACCACCUGGCAAACCCCAUUACAAAUGAUAGACUGGGAAAGGCUUUGGAAGACAGAUGUGAAAUUUACAGCAUGUACUUUAUUGAAAUAAUAUUACAUGAAAAUGAUGUGUCGUGGUACUUAACCCCGGUUAAAUUAGCAAAAAUGUACAGAACAAGAACAAAUAAUUGUUGGAAAUGUAAAGAAACAGAAGGUACUUUUUAUCAUAUGUGGUGGAAAUAUAAGGUGGUAAAUAAAUUCUGGGAAAUGAUUUACAAUGAAAUGAAAAAAAUGUUUAAAGCAACUUUUACUAAAAAUCAGAAGCUUUUUUACUAGGAAUUGUAGGUAAAGAGAUAUCAAAGAUCAGAGAAAUUUGUUUAUGUACGACGGCUGCCCGGAUAUUGUUAGCCCAAAGAUGGGAAGAAGAAACAGUUCUAACCAAAGAAGACUGGCAGACCAAGUUAAUGGACUAUCCUGAAAUGGCAUAAUCAACUGGGAAGCUCAGAAGUCAAGAUGACAAGACGUUUAAAGCAGAAUGGAAAAUGUUCGUUAUGUGUUUACAAAAGUAUUGUAAGCAGAUUGAAACAUUGGCAGGAUUUUAAGAACUCUUGUAGUUUUAGAGAUUGUAGAAAUAACUUAGGAAAAGAAAUUUUGGAGUAGUAAUGAUAUGCAGCUGAAAAGAAAAUUGUUGGGACCCAGGGAGGCUGUGGAGGGAAGUCCAGGCAUUCAGAUAACCCCAUUUUACAGAUUUGAUAUUGUUUUUGUGUAAAUGUUUUUUCUUUUUUUGCUUUUGUUUUAUCAUUUAUCUUAUGUUUGUUGAAAACCAAAUAAAAAUAUAUUAUAAAAAAGACGACCAGCUCUGCAAAAGUCCUUUGCCGGCAGAUGCACUAAGGGAAAGAGGCUGAGACCCCGACUGUGAUGUCCACAUUGCCGAUAUGCUGCCGUUUCCACUAGAGAUGGCCCUGUGCCCAACUGGGGAAGUGACUCAUGCUCCUGUUCUCGACUGUGCUUUGACAAUAAAGAUACUUCUCUGUUAAGCAUCCCUUUUUGGCCUGGCUUCUUCUCUGAAAUAACCACACCCUAAGAAAGAGUGCUGAAUAUAAUGCCAGGGGAUUUCACAUCUGGCAACCAAUGCACCCCUUUGGUUUCAGAUAGUACAUGCGAAGGCGAGUCUAACAAGCCUGGGACGCCAAUUUUCACAGCCCUCUAGCAGCUACAGUGUCUCUUUUACCAGAAGGAAUGUGUUAUGUACUGAAGUUCUCACCCUGGGCAGCAGGGGGAUACUGUAGAUAGUUAUGCAAAUAAGGGAUCAAAAGUGACGUUCAGUGAUUGGAUAGUUUUAGAAAGUUGUUACAAUUAUGUGUACUGGAGCUCUAUAUAAGCAGGCUGACUGAACCCUUCAGUUCAGUUCUGUCCUGGCCUGUGAAUAAACAAGAGCUGUUGAAGAAUCACUGUGUCAUCUGAUAUGUUCAUCCACAACUUAACACUGGCGACAAGGAUGGGAUCGAUGGACAACAGAGCACAGCCAGAUGCGGCCACCCUCUGAACUGAGCUGAAUCACUGAGCUGAAUCACUGAGCGAAAUCACUGAACAGAACAAAUUCAGAGCUGACUGUUUUCGCUAGAGCACUGUGUUCCAUCCAUCACCCUCCACGCCAGCAUUGGAAUCAUGGCUUCACUUGUGCCUCUACCGCCAUUUGCGCCAGCCUCUGAAUCAUGGGACUCCUGCCUCGCUUGGUAGAAUAGAUACAUUAUUCUAUGGAACAGGUCAUUUUAGUUUAUUUUUUUGAGGGAGGCAGAGGAAUUGGCACAGGAAGCCACAGAAAAUAGGACCAGCACCUCCCCUUCUAAACAGUCAAUCAUCCAUUCCCACAUCUCUUCUGAGGAAUACCCCGCCCCAUCCUCUCACUAUAUAUAGAAGGGUCCGGAGACUUCUGUUUCAGUGUAUCUGAAGAAGUGUGCGUGCACAAGAAAGCUCAUACCACUAACAAACUUAGUUGGUGAAAACUGAAGGAUUUCUUCAAUGGAGACCGGGUUUCUGGAGAGUCAACCACGACCAGACUAGUUAGAAUAACAGCCAGAUGCGGCCACCCUCUGAACUGAGCUGAAUCAAUGAGCGAAAUCACUGAACAGAACCAAUUCAGAGCUGACUGUUCUGGCUAGAGCACUGUGUUCCAUCCAUCGCCCUCCACGCCAGCAUUGGAAACAUGGCUUCACUUGUGCCUCUACCGCCGUUUGCGCCAGCCUCUGAAUCAUGGGACUCCUACCUCGCUUGGUUCGACUGCUACCUCCAAGCCAACGAGCUGACAGCAGUAUCACAGGAGCGGAAGCGGAGUCUAUUCCUCAGCCUCUGUGGGCCUGAGGUGUUUGAGACGGCCUGAGCAUUGCUUGCACCUGAAGCAGUCCAGGCAGCACCGUGGGACACGAUUCAAGAGAAGCUCUGCAACCACUACACACCAAAGCCGUCCUAGAUUGCUGCCCGCCAUGCGUUCUACCACCGGAACCAGGCAGAGGGGGAGUCAAUUAACAACUACACAGCUGCCCUGAGACAGGCUGCAAUGCACUGCGAGUUCCGAGACUUAGACGAUGCCCUGAUGGAUUGAAUCGUCUGCAGGGUCUGGGACAUCCAUCUGCAACUGCGUCUCCUCGCCAAGCCAGACCUCACGCUGCAGAAAGCCAUUGAGGAGGCCGUGGCCUCGGAAGCUGCUGAACGCUCCGCCCAGGAGAUCCGCAAGGCCAGCAGCCCGCGUCUUGCUAGGAAGCCAGUUCCAGUGCAUCAUGAAGAGGCCAGCAGUGAUGAGGCAUCCUCCAGUGAAGAUGAUGACGUGCACCAGACAAAGCGGGAGCGCAGGAAGUUCCAAAAGAAGUCCAAGGGCCAAUCGGAAUGUGCCGGCUGCGGAGGCAACCAUUCCCGUGCCAAGUGUCAAUUCAGAGACGCCAUCUGUAGGAAGUGUUCCAGAAGGGGCCACGUCGCUAAGGUCUGCCAAUCGGCUCCGUCCGGCACCCCCCUUCACCACUCACAAGUCCAAGUCUUCACUCCAGUCCACCAAGGAAAACUGUUUCGCUCUCACCAACUGCCGCUGCCCAUCUGGAACCACGAUUGGCCAAACCGACUCAACUACGCGACGCAAGCUGAACGUCAUGGUGCUCAUUUAAGGAGCUCCAUGUGACAUGGAGAUCGACACCGUGUCUGCCCUGUCCAUUGUGUCCAUUGAGCACCAUCAAAAGACUGGUACCCAGAGUGUCUUAAAGGCAACUUGACUCUCACCGCAUACACCUGAGACACUACCAGGGAAACAACAUUCCGGUGGUAGGCGUUGGCCGGUUCUGGAUCGCCUUCAAGGAUUUUUCGGGCCUGCUCCGACUGGUGGUGGUAGAAGGUCAGCGGCCAAGCCUCCUAGGGCUAGACUGGUUUGAUGCCCUCGGCCUGGAAGUCACCGGCAUCAACUGCAUCUCUAACGCAGAGACUGAGGGUCUGGUCAAAGACUUUGCCAAGGUUUUUGACGGCACUUUGGGGCAAUAUACAGGUACACCCAUCUCCUUUAGCCUUGAUCCACAAGUUUCCCCCAUCAAGCUAAAGCCACGCCGGGUUCCCUUUGCUCUCAAGGCUAAGGUAGACGAACAACUGGACAAGCUGAUCGCCCAAGGAGUUUUGGAACCGGUUGACCACACCAAGUGGGAAACCCCCAUCGUCACGCCUGUCAAGCCGGACGGGUCAGUGAGAAUCUUCACCGACUUCAAGCGCAUGAUCAACAAGGCACUUCAGCAGCACGCCUACCCGGUUCCUGUUGUUCAACACCUGCUGCAUUCCCUGGGUGAGGGUAAGGUCUUUGCUAAGUUGAACCUUGCCCAAGCCUAUCAACAACUGCCGUCGAUGAUGCCACCGCUGAAGCCCAGACGAUCGUCACCCACUGAGGGGCAUUCCGUUGCUGCUGUUUGCAGUUCGGAGUGAGUGUAGCUCCUGGCAUCUUCCAAAGCCUUAUGGAGCAUCUCCUGCAAGGGCUUCUGGGCAUGGUACCAUACUUUGACGAUGUCUUGGUAUCCGCAGACUCACAACAGCAGCUGUUCGAGCGCCUCCCUGCUGUGCUGACCAGAUUCCAGGAGGCCGGGCUCAAGGUAAAGAGGGAGAAGUGCCAGAUUGCCGUUCCACAGGUGGAGUUCCUGGGCUAUCUUAUCGACGCCUCCGGCCUUCACCCAACCACAUCCAAGAUCUGCACUAUCCAUCAGGCCCCCAUCCCAAAGAACAAGAUGGAGUUGCAGGCGUUCCUGGGACUGCUGAACUUUUACAACAUGUUCCUGCCCCACAAAGCCACGGUGGCUGAGCCUCUUUACCGACUCCUCAGCACGAAGAUGCCUUGGUCCUGGGGUCAUCGGGAGACGGCGGCCUUCAACGCAGUCAAGGCUCUCCUUUCAUCAGACAGUGUGCUGGUACAGUACAGUGAAGCCAGGCUGCUGGUCCUUGCCUGCGAUGCCUCACCUUUUGGCAUCAGCGCUGUCCUUAGUCACCGUUUUCCAGACGGAAGAGAAGCACCACUCGCCUACUUUUCCAGGACGCUAUCUCUGACUGAACGGAAUUACAGCCAGCUCGACAAGGAGGCACUGGCACUUGUGGCUGGAGUGAAGAGGUUCCAUUAAUACCUCUACGGCAGGACUUUCAACCUCAUCACCGACCACAAGCCGCUCCUGGGCCUCCUCGCCGGUGAUCGACCAACUCCACUGGUCCUCUCGCCACGCAUGCUGUGAUGGACUGUUUUCCUGGCUACCUACCACUACCGGCUCGUCCAUCGCCCAGGGAAAUCGAUGGGCCAUGCCGACACCCUCAGCCGUUGCCCUCUUCCAGCGUUUGUGGAAGACCCGGCUCCUCCUGAUUGAGGAUCUUCUGGCAGCGCCUGUAUCGGCUGCCACUGUGGCCUCUGCAUCUGCCCAGGAUCGCACCAUCAGCCGUGUGCUCAACUGGGUGUGGAGGGGGUGGCCACAAGGGCCUUUUGCGUCGGAGUUCCAGCCAUUGGCAACCAGACAACAUGAACUCUCGGCUCAUCGCGGCUGUCUGCUGUGGGGAGACCGCGUCGUGAUUCCCCAAAGACUCCGUCAACGCAUCCUUGAAGCUCUGCACGUUGGCCACCCGGGAAUCGUCAAAAUGAAGGCGUUGGCUCGGUGUUACGUCUGGUGGCCUAACAUGGACGAUGCCAUCACUGCCUGGGUGUCCGCCUGUCAAGCGUGCCAAGAAUCGAGGCCUGCACCACCGGCAGCUAAGGGACACACCUGGGAGACGCCCAAGACACCCUGGUCGAGGGUGCACAUCGAUCUGGCUGGCCCCUUUCACGGCCGGACCUUUAUGGUAGUGGUGGACGCCUAUUCCAAAUGGCUGGAGGUGGCCCUGAUGCCCUCCACCACUACCGAGGCCGUCAUCCGGGUGCUGCGAGGCCUCUGUGCGACGCAUGGGUGUCCUGAUGUCCUUGUCUCCGACAACGGACCACAGUUCACGUCAGACACUUUUGAGCAAUACCUUUUGGGACUGGGCAUCCGCCAUGCCCUAACGGCACCAUUUCUUCCAUCCAGCAAUGGGCAAGCGGAGAGAAUGGUGCGCUCGGCAAAAGAGGCACUGGCGCGCCUGGACCAGGGAGACUGGCAUGAGCGGGUUGCUGAAUACUUGUUCGUGCAACACAUCACCCCUCAUGUGGCCACAGGGCGGAGUCCUGCCGAACUGCUUAUGGGCCACCGCCUCAGGUCUCCGCUCGACCGGCUGCACCCAGACUUUGCCGUGGCCGAACCCCCAGGCUGUGCCAAUGCGCCACGGUCAUUUGUUCCAGGAAACCAGGUCUUUGCCUGGAACUUUGUGGGGGACAUUCCUUGGGUGCCCGCCACAGUAGUGGGAGUCACUGGACCUCGCUCAUACCAGGUGGCACUCGAAGACGGAUGUUUGUGGCGCCGGCACAUAGACCAGCUUAGGCGCAGGGUUGGGGACUUGGACACUACUGCAGUGCCCCCAACUGCGCUCAUGGCUCCGGAACAGACGCUUACAGAUGGCGAGGCUCCACCUACACCUCUCUCACAAACUGCAGGCGUGGAGCUGAACCAAGCCACUUCAGAGGGUCUGCCGGACUUCCCACAGAAUCAGACCACUGCCGUGCCUGACAUUCCGCCACCUCCACUUACGGAUGUUCCACCCACAGCAGCGGAUCCAGGGGACUUGGUUUCAACGCCACCUAGGGUCGCGCCACAGCCUCAGCAAGAAUCGGGCAGCCCGCCGGACCUGGAUACCACUCCCCGGCAGUCUGGCAGUUUCCAAGCGCCCAACUUAUUUAAAGGACUAUGUUGUUGGACAUUUAAUACUGUUGGCCUAAUGGAAGUAUGUGAAAUGUAACCAAUAUGCUUUUGUGCCUAAUUGAACCAUUAUGUGUAGUGCUGUAUAUAAGGAAACCAUUACGAUUGUAACUAACCCCGUAUCUCGGUGGGGAGGGGUGUUAUGUACUGAAGUUCUCACCCUGGGCCAGCAGGGGGACACUGUAGAUAGUUAUGCAAAUAAGGGAUCGAAAGUGACAUUCAGUGAUUGGAUAGUUUUAGAAAGUUGUUACAAUUAUGUGUACUGGAGCUCUAUAUAAGCAGACUGACAACCCUUCAGUUCAGUUCUGUUCUGGCCUGUGAAUAAACAAGAGCUGUUUCAAGAAUCGCUGUGUCGUCUGAUAUGUUCACCCACAACUUAACAGAAUGUAUUUCACAUUAACCCUGGAAGUGGACGCUCAAUUGUGACCAAACUAAGCCUCCUAGAGCAAAAUGUGUACAUCAGGCUGAGUUGGGUCAGAAUCAAGCCUACACUCCAGAGUUAAUGCUAAAUACAUGACUUCUGGUAAAUGAGCUGCCAUAGCUGCUAGAGGGUGAAAUAAAUUGUGUCCCAGACUUUUUAGGCAGAUAUACCCGUGUACUAUCUGCAACCAAAGAGGUGCAUGAAUUGCCAGGUGUUCAUCCCCCCCCCAGCCCAGCUCUCCUCCCCCACUACGGAGCUUGUGGUGUGGGCAGAUAGUCUGCCCAACUCAUGACCUUUCCACCCCCACAUCGGCCUGGGGUUGCAGGGUCUCCAGGAAUGGCGCUGCUUUUUCCUCUGGGCGGAAAUAUUGCUGGCACCAAAAGACAGAUGGAAGCACCUGAAACCUGCCACCAAGUGAGCUGUAGAGGCCAUGGUGUUGGGAAGUCCCAGAAAAUGUCCCUCCCAACCACACACCCGCUUCACUAAAAUGUGAUGUUUUCUCUCUCCUUUCAGCACUGCAGGAACCUGGCGCUGUUCCCCUUCGUCUCGCAGGAGCCCUCGCACGGCCAAUGA
This is a messenger RNA of Podarcis lilfordi (Lilford's wall lizard), 21177 nucleotides long. The record is from the annotation of a GenBank genome assembly. NCBI's taxonomy places the organism in Eukaryota, Metazoa, Chordata, Lepidosauria, Squamata, Lacertidae.